Colletotrichum siamense is the source of this 840-nucleotide messenger RNA. RefSeq names its product 3-oxoacyl-[acyl-carrier-protein] reductase FabG (gene fabG-18). Lineage: Eukaryota; Fungi; Ascomycota; Sordariomycetes; Glomerellales; Glomerellaceae. Gene Ontology annotation, molecular function: oxidoreductase activity. The record is from RefSeq and is a predicted model, not a curated record. Bases 1 to 840 code for a protein of 279 amino acids. The transcript is spliced from 3 exons.
AUGUCGGAGUUAUUCCAGCUGACAGGGAAAAAUAUUAUCAUCACAGGAGCUGCUGGGAGUAUUGGUACUCAAAUAGCAAUUCUGUUCGCCAAGUCUGGAGCGAACCUGUUGCUGUCCGAUGUGUCAAACAAAGCCCUUGAAGACCUGCGGCAAAAUGUGGAACGUCACGGACCGCAUCCCGGACGAAUUGACUACAAGACAUGCGAUGUGUCUAACGAAGAUGACGUUGCGGCUCUGGUCCAGUACUUAGACCAACACGGCGGCGUCGAUGUCAUGCUCAAUAAUGCUGGCGUCUUCCCCCACGAAGAUGGCGAUGCGCUUGAAGUAACCCAAAAGGCUUGGGAUCUCACGUAUCAAGUCAAUGUCAAGGGAACUUGGCACGGGUGCAAACACGCCGUCUUGAGCAUGCGGAAGCACGGAAAGGCCCGGGGAAGUGUGAUCAACACAUCCUCGGUUGUUGGCUUGAUUGGUUCUGCAACAGCCCAACUAGCCUAUACCACCAGCAAGGGUGCCAUUAUUGCUAUGACGCGAGAGCUCGCCAUAGUACAUGCAAGAGAAGGCAUCAGGUUCAAUACGUUGUGCCCGGGGCCGCUGAACACCCCUCUCAUGCAAGACUACCUGGGUACGAAUGUGGAGAGGAGAGCACGCAGGGAAGUUCACUUGCCCCAAGGAAGGUUUGGCGAACCUAUCGAGCAAGCCUCUGCGGCGCUAUUUCUUGCCAGCGAUGCGAGCUCAUUUGUUAAUGCUCAAGAGCUUGUGGUAGAUGGAGGGUUAACCAAGGCAUAUGUAACCCCUGAAGGCUCGGCACACGAGAGUAUCAAGAAUUUUGCAACCAAGUAG